AUUCUUGAUGCAAGUUUAACCAGAAAUGGAAUAGAAAUGUGGCUUAAACACGAAGGUUUUAACUGCUAUGACAGUCGUAAUUAUGAAGAAAUGUUGAAAUUAGCACCAAAGAUUAUUUUAGAUUCUUUAAUUACAAUGUUUCUUCGGACAAGUGAAAGACUUGAGGAAUUAUCAAUCAAUGACCUACAUAUGCUUCCAACAGCAACAUCGUUCUUAAAUAAUAUGUCAGAAAUAACCCAAUUAAAAACAUUACGAGUUAAGUUUCGUUGCUGUAAAGAUUAUAAAGAAAUCCUUAACAUAAAAGGAUUAAAGAAUAAAUUAGCUCUUAAAGUUGUUCCUAGUGAUGCAAGCGACGCACUCGUAAAUAUUAUGAAAUCUCAUAAAAUAUUGGAAAACUUAGAGCUUGAUGCUAAUAGGGUAGCCAGAAGUAUUAUCUUGUAUAAUGUUCCGAAUAGAAAAAAACACUAUGAUCUUGAAGCAAGAUACGCCUUGAGUCGGACAAAUUACUUUGUCGAUUUACAAAUUACCGUCAAACCCCCUGAUGAUAUAAAUUAUCUAAAAUUUUUCCCAGCGUUAAAAUAUCUUGAGGAUUCCUUAAAAGAACUUACGUUACAUUAUAUAGACUUUUCCAAAACUUCAUCGGAGGAUAUAGAAAUUAUUUCUAAAUGCCAAAACUUAGUUAGAAUUAGUUUCAUUAAUUGUCAAGGAAUGACAAAAAAACAUUGCACUUUACUAUCUAAAAACAAAUUGAAUUUAAAAAAACUAGAAAUUACAGGGUUGAGAUUAGUUACAGAUUUAAGCUUAGAUCAAACUUAUAUUUUAAUCGCUUUAAUUUCUAUGUGGGGAUCAACUCUAGAAGUUUUACAUCUGGAUACAUUAAGUCAAGAAAUUGGAAAUGCACUAAUAAUUCACUGUUCAAAUCUUAAAGAGUUGAUAAUUUCUGAGAUGAAUGCAUUUUCGCUCACAUUUAUAUAUUCUUUUUUACUGCAAUCAUCUCUUAAAUCUCUUCAUAUUAAUGCGUUUAAAGUAUAUUAUCAAGAGUAUUUUAAAUUAAUUUGUAAGUUACCAACCACAUUAACUUUUUUAGAAUUAGAUACAGAUUUUAAAGAACUAGAUUUUAAAAAUUUCGUGAAUUAUUGUG
This is a messenger RNA of Dentiscutata heterogama, 1141 nucleotides long. NCBI's taxonomy places the organism in Eukaryota, Fungi, Glomeromycota, Glomeromycetes, Diversisporales, Gigasporaceae. The record is from the annotation of a GenBank genome assembly.